AUGCAUUUCUUCUCCAAAAUCACACUCGCCAGCUUCGCCAUCUCAGCCCUUGCUCACCCAGGCGAGCACCACGAACACAACGAAGCCGCUGAGCUCAGUAAACGCGAAUUCAAAACCCAUGCUCGACGCGGCCUCGCAGCAUGCGCCGAGAAGCUUCAGGCUCGAGGAGGUGUCAUGGAACGCGCGGCAGCCCGUCGAGCCGCCACUGUAGCCAAGCAUCGCCAGGCUCGCGGUCUUGCGGUUCGGGACACUGAUUCUGUACUCAACACCUCCCAUCUCUCUUCUGAAGAAUACACCCCCAAUACUCCAGCGAACAUCAUAUUCGCUAGUAACAAGACCUGUAUCUUGAACCCCGAGGGCGAGGUAGGCCCCUAUUGGGUUCCGGGCGAGUACAUUCGGACGAAUGUCCGCGACAACCAACCCGGUGUCCCGAUCGUCCUCGAAGGUCAAUUCAUCGACGUCGAAACAUGCGAAACGAUUCCAGAUCUCUACUGGGACGUUUGGAAUUGCAAUUCGACAGGUGUAUACUCCGGCCUCGUGGCCAACGGCAACGGUAACUCGGCGGAUACUUCAAACUACAACGCAACCUUUCUCCGCGGUCUGCAAAAAACAGAUGCCGACGGAGUCGUAACCUUUGAAUCCAUCUUCCCUCGUCAUUAUUCCGGGCGCACGACACAUCACCACAUGGUCGCCCAUCUAAACGCUACGGUCCUUCCUAACAACACCCUCACGGGGGGCACAGCUGCCCAUGUUGGACAGAUCUUCUGGGACCAGGAUCUCAUUAAUGCGGUCGAAGCUACGGCUCCUUACAACACAAACAACGUGACCCUUACCACGAACGCAGACGACCAUGUCUUCCUUGCCGAAACCGAGGACAGCGAUUCGGACCCAGUGCUGGAAUAUGUAUACUUAGGUAAUGACCUCUCUGACGGUCUCUUUGGCUGGAUCACGAUUGCGGUCAACGUCUCAGCGACGUACGAUCCUUCCUAUAGCUUUGUUUAUACUGCAAGCGGAGGCGUCGCGCAGAGUGGAGGCAGCGACUCUGGUAAUGGUGCAGGAGGGAAUGGUACCAUGCCAAGUGGUGCACCGCCUUCUGGCACGGCUAUUCCAAGCGGGGUUCCGAAGAGGUGACGGGCUUAGGAAGAGAAGCUAGAUGGCUAGGUUUGCGCGAGGAGAUUCGGUGGGUUUGGUGCUUGUUGCUUGUUGGGUUUGGGAGGCAUAGUUGGCUUCCACCCAUUCACUUGAUUUGAAUGUGG
Lindgomyces ingoldianus is the source of this 1256-nucleotide messenger RNA. RefSeq names its product aromatic compound dioxygenase. Bases 1 to 1131 code for a protein of 376 amino acids. The transcript has a single exon. The record is from RefSeq and is a predicted model, not a curated record. Gene Ontology annotation, molecular function: oxidoreductase activity, acting on single donors with incorporation of molecular oxygen, incorporation of two atoms of oxygen; ferric iron binding. Lineage: Eukaryota; Fungi; Ascomycota; Dothideomycetes; Pleosporales; Lindgomycetaceae.